Molecule: messenger RNA, 3153 nt
Organism: Balaenoptera musculus (blue whale)
Lineage: Eukaryota; Metazoa; Chordata; Mammalia; Artiodactyla; Balaenopteridae
Product: meiosis-specific coiled-coil domain-containing protein MEIOC-like
Biological process (GO): male meiosis I; meiotic cell cycle; mRNA stabilization
Cellular component (GO): cytoplasm; nucleus
Source: RefSeq, a predicted model, not a curated record
AUGGAGGUGAGCGGCGGAGACGCCCAUCCGCCCUCUUACCCCUCAGGCCUGAGGGAGCGCGCCGCGGGGCCGAAAGUCGCGUUACGUGGAGGUGCGAAUCGCUGCAGGAACCUCGGUGCCGACUCCAGCAGUCGGCUAACAGAUGUCUUCAACAGCGUGAUGUUGACUGGCUCCUCUUCCUUCUAUGAUUGCUACAAAUCCAGGAUUCAAACAGAAAGAAAUGACUAUGGUAGUGAAACAGACUUAUAUGGACUUGUGUCUAACAUUUUGGAAGAGCAAGAUAAAUCACAGCCAUAUUUCACUGAGGGGACCUGCUCCUCCAAUUUAAAGUCAGUUUGGCCAGUGAACACAAGCAGAUUUGCAGAUCACCAUGACCUCUUAACAGAAAGCAAAAGGCCAAUAGAUACAGCCAUCUCUCAGCAAGCUUUUUAUUAGACUUUUUAUACUGGUGAAUGUGUGUCAGCAGUGGAAAAGCAGUACCUGCAUAAUAGUAAUCUGAUACCACAACAAAAAAUAGAUGAACUUUAUCAUGGAUUUACUGGUUUAGACCUUGAAGAACAAUGGAUGUACCCCUCACGAAGUGAUCAUUCUAACUGUUACAGUAUUCAGACAAAUGAUACAGCUAAGAUGACAUUUCAAGAAUAUCUAUCUAUCAAAAAAUGUUUUACACCAUACACUGGUCUGUCUGACAUCAUGAAAGAAUCAGGAGUUGAUACUUAUUCUUAUGGAAGAGAGAAAAUAUGUGCUAAAGGUCUUGAAGCACCAUUACAGCAAAAGAGGGCAGAGAUGUUUCUUUCCCAAUUUAAUAGAUACAAUGAAAAUGCAGAUUAUUGUAGAUACCCAGAAUAUGCUCAUCCUAAUAAGGCUAAGCUGAAUAAGUGUUCAAAUUUUAGUGUCCAAGAUAGUAAAAAAUUAGCCAGUGGCACACCUGAAACACCAACUGUAGAAGCAGACACCUACACAAAGUUAUUUCAGGUUAAACCAGCAAAUCAGAAAAAAAUGGAGGAGACAAUACCUGACCAGCAGAAUUUCACGUUUCCAAAAACUAUACCACAUCUGACAGAAAAACAGUUUUUAAAGGAAGCAUUUACUGCUGAUUUUGGCUUAAAAUCAGAAUAUGGACUAAAACCUCACACAGCUUGUCCAGCUAAUAAUGAUUUUGCUAAUGUCACAGAAAAGCAACAAUUUACUAAACCUGACCCCCCAAAUUCUGAGUAUUUUAGGUCAAUGAAUUUACUAGCAAACUCAGCAGCAUCUUCAGGCAGUAUCAACUUAAACAGACCAACUUGGAUGAAUGUCCAAACAAAAAAUAACACUCGUAUUCCUUAUCGAAAUCAAGGUAACUUGAUGGAAUUAAAUACUUAUUUAAGUGCAGCUUCAAAAGGUUUUAACCAUUCUUCAGAUUUCCCGCAACUAUCAUCUACAAAUUUAACAGCAAAUAGCAAUUUAUUUCAGAAGUAUUGCCAAGAAAACCCUUCAGCAUUUUCUAGUUGUGAUUUUGGUUACAAUGGUACAGAAAGAAUUCAAUCUGUCAGUCACAUGGAAGGACUGACAAAGACUGGAGAAGAAAAUCUCUUUGAAUCUGUUACUGAUAAAAUAAAGCAGCCAAAUGGAUUUUGUGAUAACUAUUCAGCUCAGCAGUAUGGGAUCAUUGAAAAUGUAAAUAAAUAUAAUUUUCAAGCUAUGCCCCGGAGUGGCCAUUAUGACCCUGAGGAAGGGCCAAAGCAUUUAGAUAGCUUAUCUCAAAAUACAUAUCAAGGUCUGUUGGAGUCACAGGGUCAUUUUAAUAGCCACAGACAGGGAAGUGGAGACAACAAUAUUAAUAGCCGUGUGAAUCACACACAGGUGUCAUACUUUUCUAAUAAUUAUAUGAUGGGAGAUUUCAGGCAUAAUCAGAGUUUUCAACAACUUGGUUCAAAUGGGUUUCCCCUAAGAUCCACGCACCCGUUUGGCCAUUCAGUUGUUCCACUGUUGGAUUCCUAUGAUUUGUGUUCUUAUGAUGACUUAAGCCAUUUAUACCCGUAUUUUAAUGAUAUGAUGUAUGGUGAUAAUUCCUUUUCUGGUUUCGUGCCAACUUUUGGAUUUCAAAGACCAAUUAAAACCCGUAGUGGACCAGCCAGUGAACUUCAUAUUCGUCUAGAAGGGUGCUAUGAACAAUGGAGAGCAUUAGAAAAGGAGAGAAAAAAGACUGAAUUGGCCCUUACCAAAAAUUAUCCAGGGAAAAAGGUAUCGAGUACUAAUAAUACUCCAAUUCCAAGGCUGACCUCCAACCCAUCUAGAGUUGAUCGCUUAAUUGUGGAUGAACUUCGAGAACAAGCCAGAGUUGUGACUUUACUGGGCAAAAUGGAACGGCUUUGAAGCUCUCCCCUUCAUGCCAGUAUCUCUACAGCUCUUGAUAGACACUUGGAGUCCAUUCACACUGUACAGUCACGUAGAAAGGACGAAAUUGUUAAUGCUUCAAAUCGGCAAAGGCAAGGUGCUCCUAGAUGCCAAGAUGACAGAGAUGUUUUUGCCCUUGCUUCAGCAAUUAAAGAGAUGUGUGUGGCUACUCGGAAAGCACGCACUACCCUGUGGUGUGCGCUGCAGAUGACCUUGCCAAAACCAGCCAGUACAGCUGGCCAAACAGAUGUGGAAAAGGCUUUACAAGAUAUAGUAAACUGUGAAGAUAAAGUCCAUGAAAGCCUAAAUAGUAGCAAUCCAGUGAACCGGAGAGGUGAAGCAAACAAACAUUAAGGAAAUGCCAGCAGAAAGAAGAAUAAAAAGCUGAUAAGUAAAUGUAUCAAGACAUGCUAAAAAAUGUUAAUGAACUUGUCAAACUUGAAAAUUUCAUUACAUUAAUUUUCUUUCAGAUCUAAAGGUAAUACCUUAAUGAAGUCUAACUUCUACUUAAAAAUCUUCUAUUUGGAAUGAAUCAGAUGUAGUUUAAAGUGAACUCAAAGGUAAAGUUGACUAGGGGUUCCUGGGUAGUCAAAGAUAACAAGUUUAAGUAAAUUAAAUAUUUCCUAACAGCUAAAAUAUUGCUGAAACCCAUUCUGCAGUGCAGGUAAAUGCAAAUGUGAAAUUCUUCUAGAAGAUAAGUUUCAUUUAGGUCUGCCUUAGUAAAUAUAAUUCCAAAUAAUGAAUCUAAGUGACUGUAACCCAAUUAUGGCUACA